AAAUACCAAUCUACAGCAAUCGUAUGGCACUAAUAAUAAUUUGAAUAAUCCAAGUGGUACAAACUAUUAUGGUCAAGGAAGUAAUUUAUUACCAGGAAAUAAUGCCUACGGUAAUAUGGGCUCAGCAUCGUGGCAAAAUCAAAAUCAAAAUAAUCGUCAAGGGUCGGUUAAUGGAUGGUAUGCAAAUAAUGUCGGGUCCAAUUAUAAUUCUUAUUCGAGUAGUACUUAUAAUCCUUAUUACAAUGGUUGGAAUAAAAGUAAUGAGCUACGUACUAAUUUUGCUUAUGUGUGUGUCUCGUUUUUAAUUAGUAUGUACCUAGCUCUUUUCUGA
This is a messenger RNA of Didymodactylos carnosus, 331 nucleotides long. The record is from the annotation of a GenBank genome assembly. NCBI's taxonomy places the organism in Eukaryota, Metazoa, Rotifera, Eurotatoria, Philodinida, Philodinidae.